This is a messenger RNA of Penicillium argentinense, 1992 nucleotides long. RefSeq names its product glycoside hydrolase family 127 protein. Bases 1 to 1992 code for a protein of 663 amino acids. Gene Ontology annotation, biological process: carbohydrate metabolic process. The record is from RefSeq and is a predicted model, not a curated record. The transcript is spliced from 6 exons. Lineage: Eukaryota; Fungi; Ascomycota; Eurotiomycetes; Eurotiales; Aspergillaceae.
AUGGAGUAUCCCCAAGAAAGGUUCCUCGCGACGACGUUCAUCCCAGGAUCAUUUUGGGCGCGUCGCCGCGAAGUGGUUCGGGCGCAAACACUACGGCACCAGCUUUUGAUGCUGAAGCAGACAGGACGAUACGAGGCGUUCAAACUACAAUGGCAUCCGAGCUACGCAGAACCUCCCACCGUCUAUCCCAUUCCCAACCAUCAAUUCUGGGACUCCGAUGUCGCGAAGUGGAUCGAAGGCGCCUGCUAUCUGCUGGUAGAUCAAUUUGAUGAAGAAAUCGAUGCAGCCGUGAGAGAGCUAGUGCAGAUGAUCCGUGGUGCGCAGCAUCCUGAUGGGUAUCUCAAUAUCCAUUACUCUGUGGUGGAACCAGGGAAGCGUUUUACCAAUUUGCGCGAUAUGCAUGAGCUGUAUAAUGCCGGCCAUCUCAUUGAAGGCGCUCUCGCCCACCAUCUCUUUUACAAAAACGACGAGAUGCUAGCGCCGAUUCUCAAAUAUGUUGAUCUGCUCGCUGCUGAGCUGGGGGCCCAGGAAGGACAGAUUCCCGGUUAUCCUGGCCACCCCGAAAUCGAAUUGGCUCUUUUACGUCUUCACAGAUUGACUGGAGAUCCGAAGCAUCUUCGCCUAGCACGAUUCUUCAUUGAAGAACGAGGAAACCCCCACGGCGGUAAAGAGAAACGGCACUACUACGACGUGGAGGCAGAGGCCAGAGGAGAAAGCGAACAUGACCUGCCCAUGUAUUUUCCUGCUGCGAGAAGCUACUGGUACCAGCAAGCACAUGUACCAAUUGCCGACCAGGAGACUAUUGAAGGGCAUUCAGUGCGGGCCAUGUAUCUCCUCACCGCAGUAGCCGACCUUGUCCGAAUUUUCAAGCCAGACAGUGAGCUUGGCGCCAAAUUCUUACCGGCCCUUCAUCGACUAUGGUCGAAUAUGGUGGAAAAGAAGGCCUAUGUGACUGGUGGCAUUGGCGCGAUGAAGAAAUGGGAAGGAUUCGGUGGUGAUUACUUUCUUCCCCAGGGAACAGACGAAGGCGGAUGCUAUGCAGAGACUUGUGCAGCAAUCGGUGUCAUGAUGCUGGCUGAACGCUUGUUGCAGUUCGAGUUGAAAGGCGAAUACGCUGAUAUGAUGGAGCUUUGCCUUUACAAUGCGGUAUUGACUGGAAUGAGCUUGGAUGGUAAAGCAUUUACUUACGUGAAUCAAUUGGCGUCAUCAGAUCAAGAUCUUUCUCAGCGCCAUGAGUGGUUCGAGUGUGCUUGUUGUCCCCCGAAUGUGACCCGAACUCUGGGAUUUCUGGGAGGUUAUAUCUGGAGCCAUUCCAUGCAGGAUGACUUUGUAGUUGUCAACGUGCAUCUGUACACUUCUGCGAGUCUAAACCUCCAAACUGCCGAAUCCACAGUCCAGAUUACGCAAACAACGGACUGGCCCUGGGAUGGCGAUGUUACCUUCGACGUCAAGACCGAAGGACCGCAGAUCAAGCUCGAGUUGCGACUGAGAAUUGCAGGUUGGGCAGCAUCCUGGCAAAUCACCCCUCGUCCCGACAAUCUCGACAUCCGGGAUGGAUAUGUCUAUUUGGAUCCAGCCUGGGUACAGGCGCAUGCACAGUUCCGAUUUUCCUGCCCCAUGCAGCCACGCGUUGUUCGGCCCCAUCCCUUAACGAUGCAGCCUGUGGCAUACGUCAUGCGUGGCCCAAUUGUGUAUUGUGUGGAAGAUGUUGAUCACCCGUGGGAAAAGAAUCAUUUCAAGCGGACAAUUUUCGACUCAAGCGUGCCUCUGCGGGAAGAAACUCGAUCUGAGCCAGAUUCCUAUGUCGCUCUCAUUGCGGAGAAAGGUGUCUACGGAGAUUUAGAUACCUCUGAAUGGGAGGAUAGGAUCGUCGCUGAGUCUGGGGGUGCUAUUGCGGGGGAACCGAAGGAUCUUUGUUUUAUCCCUUACUAUCUUCGAGCCAACCGAGGUGGCCGAGGGCAGAUGCGAGUUGGACUGCGGCUUGCUUUCUGA